This is a messenger RNA of Physcomitrium patens, 4757 nucleotides long. Lineage: Eukaryota; Viridiplantae; Streptophyta; Bryopsida; Funariales; Funariaceae. The record is from RefSeq and is a predicted model, not a curated record.
UUCCCCGCUUACUCACUUUCCUCUUUUGUUGCAGAUGAGCAGAAGUGCGCCUCCGCCAUAGCCAGCCCCACCUUGUACCACCACAGUUGCUUGUAGGCGCUGGUGGAUGCGUUGCUCCCCGUUUCCGUCUCCAUGGCGCAGCAGCAGGUCGGCCCUCCUGGCGCAGGCCGUGGCCGCGGCAUGACCCUCCCCGCUUGGAUGACAGGUGGUCCGCCCUCUCCAGGAAUGCCACCAGGCGCAGGUCCACCACAGAGUCACCUUCAAACCAAUCCAGGAGCCGUCGGAGCAAUGCCUCCAAGGAUGAUGGGAAUGGGUCCUUCCGGACCGUCCCCCAACUUCCAGAGUGCACCUCAAAUGCAGUAUCGGCCUGGAUGCCCUCCGCAGCAGGGGCAGCAGUUCAUGGGUCCUGGUGGUCAGCAGUACCGACCUGGCGUGGGUAUGGGACCUCCACAACAGUUAGGCAUGCCUCCUAACAUGCAAGGAAUGAACCCCCAACAACCACAACAAUUUCCUGCUCGGCCACCACCACAGCAACCUCAGGGACAACCAUCUUCACAAGGCUCAGGGAUGCCAUUUGGGGUGCAGCAGAGACCCAUGACGUCCACGCUUCAACCUCCUCAGGCUCAGCAACAGCAGCCAUCAUCCCACCAGCAGCAGCAACAGCAAUCUGUGCCGCUACCUCCCGUUCCAGGCAAUCAUACAUUGCAACCAGCAUCUUCUUAUCCUUUCUCGUCUGCAUCUUCCUUUUCUCAGCCUCCAGUAUCAUAUGGCCUAGCUCCCCCAUAUCAAGUUCCUACUCAGCUGCAAAACCAGCAGCUUCAGCCUGUCAGCCAACCCUGGUCUGGGGUUGGAGGACAAACUAACGCUCAGUCUGUUUCACUGCAACCAGUCCAACCCCCGCUAGUAUCUGGGAUUUCGAUUGCUGCCGCUUCAUCCGGUGCUGCAGAUUGGCAAGAACAUGUAGCUCCUGAUGGUCGUAGAUACUACUACAACAGAAGAACAAAGCAAUCUAGUUGGGAAAAGCCUACUGAGCUAAUGACUCCAACUGAGCGUGCAGACGCGUCAACUCCUUGGAAAGAAUUUACAACAGCUGAUGGUAGAAAGUACUACUAUAAUAAGGUCACCAAGCAGUCAAAGUGGACAAUGCCAGACGAGAUGAAGCUUGCUCGUGAGCAAGCAGAAAAAGCUGCAGGAUUACCCGUGUCCCAGCCAGCCGUGCUUACUUCCUCCACAUCAUUGAAACAACCAGCUUCUACAGGUGUGCAUUCUUCUCAGACAACAAAUUCAACUGGAGCUGCAACUUCCUCAACCCCUACUCUUAUGGGUGCCGCUACAACAGCAAAUUCGAAGUUGCAGGUGGUGAGUGAUGUAAAGAAAGAGCUGGAGGAAGAGGUUGCGGACGGAACUUCUGCUCAAGAGCUUGAGGAGGCCAAGAAGGUGAUGGUAGUUACCAGCAAAGUUAACAUCUCCCCUGUCCCAGAGGAGAAACCUACACUUGUUUCUGAGGAACCACAAACCUAUGCCAGCAAGACUGAGGCUAAGAAUGCAUUUAAGGAGCUACUGGAGUCUGUCCAUAUUGAGGCAGACUGCACAUGGGAACAGGCUAUGCGAGUUAUUAUCAACGAUAAAAGAUAUGGUGCUCUGAAAACUCUGGGAGAGCGCAAGCAGGCCUUUAAUGAGUAUCUUGCUCAUCGGAAAAAACAAGAGAGUGAAGAGAAACGCGUGAAGCAAAAAGUUGCAAGGGAACAAUUUCUUACUAUGUUGGAGGAAUGUAAGGACUUAACAUCAUCCAUGCGGUGGAGCAAAGCUCUUUCGAUGUUUGAAGAUGAUCCGCGGUUUCUAGCAGUUGAAAAGGACCGAGAACGAGAGGAGCUUUUUGAAGAUUACAUGAUAGAUUUGGAGCGUAAGGAGCGAGAGAAGGCUCGGGAAGAGAGAAAGAAGCAUAUAUCCGAGUACAGAAGCUUCUUGGAAAGCUGUGACUUUAUAAAGGCAAACACACAAUGGAGAAAGGUACAAGAUCGGCUUGAGGACGACGAGCGCUGUUCUCGUUUGGACAAAUUGGAUCGGUUGGAGGUUUUUCAGGAGUACAUCCGAGAACUUGAGAAGGAAGAAGAGGAAGAAAAGAGAAAGCAAAAGGAGCAACUGCGCCGCAAAGAGCGAAAACAUCGUGAUGAGUUCAGAAAGUUGAUGGAUGAGCAUAAGGCAGCUGGCAUUCUUACUGCAAAGACUGCGUGGCGAGAUUACUUGAUGAAGGUGAAGGACAAUAGUGCUUAUCAAGCUGUAGCCUCGAAUACUUCUGGCACUACUCCUAAAGAGUUGUUCGAGGAUGUCAUUGAAGAGCUUGUCAAGCAGUAUCAUGAGGACAAGGCGCGGGCAAAGGACGUCAUGAAAGCCGGCAAGAUAAGCGUCGGAGCUACAUGGACUUUCGACAAAUUCAAGGCUGCAUAUGCUGAAGCAGGUGACUUGGCGGCGAUAGCUGAACCAAACCUUAAGCUUGUCUUUGAAGAUUAUGUAGAAAGAGCGAAAGAAAAAGAGGAGAAGGAAGCUAAGAAACGCCGUAGGAUGGCAGAUGACUUCACAAAUUUGUUGCGGUCUACGAAGGCUGUGACUUCAUCAUCAAAAUGGGAAGAUGUCAAGCUUCUCAUAGAAGUUUCUCAAGAGUACAGGGCUCUAUCGGAUGAUGGUCAUCGGAAGAAAUUAUUUGAGGAGUAUGUGUUACACUUGGCACAUAAAGCAAAGGAGAAGGAAAAGAAGCGAGAGAAAGAUAAGGAUAAGGACAAGGACAAGGACAAGGAGAAAGACAAGGACAAAGAUAAGGAUAGAGAGAGGAGAAAAGAGAAAGAGAAAGAGAAGGAUAAGGAAAAGGAGAAGUCUAGACAUGAAAAGUCCAUCUUACAUGUCGAUGAAAUGGAAGGAGUGACAAAUCACUCUCAUAAGGAUGAGGGAAAAAAGGAUAAGGAUCGUGAUAAGGAAAAGGAACGUGAGAAGAAACACAGAAAAAGAUAUCGUAGUGGGAGUAGUGAAGAGGUAGCGACUGAUAAGGAUCGAGAUGAGAGAGAUAGUUCCAGGAAAUCGCGUCGGCAUGGCAGUGACCAUAAAAAAUCCUCAAGAAAGCAUGAAUCAGAUUCCGAGGGAGAUUCAAAGCAAAAGCGGCACAGGCGGGAUGGUGGGAGGAGGAACGGAGGACCUGACGAGUUGGAGGAUGGAGAACUUGGCGAGGAUGGCGAGAUUCAAUAGACCCUACGUCAGUAUGAUUGUGUAUUCUCUUGAGCCCCUGCUUUAGAUCUGCUGGUUAACCACCAUUUGGUGGUCGAAGAGAGGCUGUAAUGAACUGUUGCUUGCUCCCCCUGUUUUCCCUUUUUGCUUGGGAGUUCAAUGUUUUGCAACAUUUCUCAAUGUUUUCAUGUACGGCUUGAGCUCAUUUAAAUCUGAAGUUCUACCUUACUUUGCAUGAGAACAUGGUGUUCAAUGCCUUGACUGUUGAUGUAGAUAAAUACAGUUAUUCUAUUUAAGUUAGAAGUUGAAAGCUUUUUAGAACAUCUUGUGUCUCGCACACGUUGAACAAACGCUUAUAUUGAUUAAUGACGUGUCAAAAUUGUUGGUCUGCCUAUCUCUAUGUUGCUGUGAGUUUUAAAAGUGGUCACUCGUGAUGACCCUUCGUAGAGAACGGAAGCAUGUGUAGCUUAUGAGUGUUCAGUGUCUUCUUAUCUGUACAUUGCACAUGGUGCUGUAAUUCUGGAUAUUUAUUGAUAUUAUUAGCUAUCUUAGCUGCUAGUUUUCUGAGUUUCUUGGUGCGAGUUCCAUACCUUUACAUCUUUAUGUUUGAUAUUUAUCAUCUUAUGAUUAUAGUUACUGGUUUUGCUUGUGUAUGUCCAGAAUUCAGCCUUGCAGAGGUGAGUUGAAUUUGUCUAUUCUCAUUGUCUUGUAUUGGCAGAGGAAUAUGAGAACUUUUUUUGUUAUUUCCGAAUUAUUCAAUCUGUGAAUGUCAAUACGCAGGGUGUAGAUCGUAUCUCUUGGUGGUUGUAGCGAAGAACUCCUAGGUGGUUACAAAAAAUUGUUGUAUAUCAUUGUUUUGUGGAGGCUUAUCUCCAUGCAUUUAUUCUAGUAAGCGUCCUCUUGUCCCUAGUUUUACUUGCUACUUGUGUUUGGAAGAACAGAAGCCUGAUUUCGGUUCAAGUCCGAUGGAGCUUGAUGGUGUAUAAUGGUGCGAGUUGACGUCAGACAAUCAUUCUUAACGUUAGCUUCACCUUUACAGGAGGCAAGCUCCCUUGAUGGGUUUAACAUUUGGAUUGCUCUUUGUGUUACCGUUCAAUUGAUAAUCUGUAUUCGCGUACUGCUUUCAUGUGAUAGUGUACUUUCGGUCAUUUUAUUUUCAUAUUGUGAAGUGUGAUAUUUUAUCCGUAGGUUGUAAAUAAUUGAUUUGUAUUGUCUCUUCAAACUAUGACGUUUAUGUCUCAGAUGUUCUUUGGUGAUAAUUUAGUACCUUCUAGCUGAGAUUUGAUUUCAAGUUCGUCAUUUUUACUACAGAAAAAUAAUAUUUGUUUCUUUGCAUGCAUAUGUUGAUGUUACAGAAAUGAAAAUUGAACUAACAUCAUGCAGGUGUCUCACGAAUUUUGAGAGAGUGUAUCUUAAUCAUCGUGUCACAGGAGCAAUAGUGGGGAAUUAUAUAGCAGUGAGGAAUCUAGUGCUAUGUGUUAUUAUUGUAAGAUUGGAGCCUAAGUAGCUUGUCAACAUUGUGAUGUUGACUGGUUUUAUCA